AUGUCGUCGCACAAUGCCGCGGUCUAUGAAGAUCAGGGCGUGACCCUCUGGGCUGUGAAUAGUGUCUUCAUUGCGCUAGCUAUCGUGGCUGUCAUCGGAAGAUUCUAUGCGAGAAAGUUGCGGAAGCUAUGUCUCGGCGUCGAUGACUGGGCAAUAUUUAUGGCUCUGCUCUUCGACGUGGUCCUAUACGGCACGUUCGCCGCAUGUCGAAAACAUGGUCUAGGAAAGCAUCGAGAUAUCGUCCCCGAGCCCGAAGUAAUACGGAUGAAGGAGUUUCUAUACGUCUUCUUUAUCUUUUAUCUUCUCGCUCCCCCAGCCGUGAAGCUGUGUCUUCUAACUCUCUACAAACGAAUAUUCGUCUCCUCACGCUUCCUGAUUUUGGUGUACUGUAUGGUCAUCACCAUCUCAGUUUGGGCAACCAUUACGGUUAUUAUGGGUAUAUUUUUAUGCAACCCCGUUAGUGCUUUCUGGACCGAAAAUGGGCAAUGCAUGUCCCUUGAAACGCUUUCUCUCGGAUACGGCGUCGUGAAUAUAGUUACCUCUCUGGUAGUCUGGAUGAUGCCGAUUCCGAACAUGUGGAGGUUACAGCUACCGAUGGCACAAAAGAUUGCUUUAACUUUCACAUUUGCAUUGGGCCUUUUUGACGUAGUUGUCGCCAUCGUCCGUCUAAUUUCCCUCAUGGCAGCCUUCGGCCAUUGGGACCUCACAUACGACUAUGCGCAGGGAUUUAUGUGGUCAAUUAUUGAAGUCUCGGUCGGAAUCAUUUGUACCUGUCUCCCCACGAUGUUCAUUAUCUUGCGGACGGCCUUGAACGGGAGAUUAGGUCGGAUGCUGGGGCUCCCAAGCUCAACGCCUCGUCGACAGACCUCAGGUCUGCGGGCGUGGAAUCGGUCUGAGGAAUACGAUGAGAUCUUAAGUUCCUGGAUGAUUCGCGAUGGAGGAGUUCAUCAACAUAACAGUGAUGUUACGGCGGGGAGUGCUACGAUAAUGAAAACGGAAUCGCUGGAACGAGAGGCAGGAGAGAGUGGGAUUCGUGUUCUAGAGGAGGUCAAGGUUGAACUACAAGAGAUGAAGCCUGCUGUCUAUAUUGCAAGAAAUAGAUGA
Messenger RNA from Aspergillus affinis, 1104 nucleotides. RefSeq lists its product as uncharacterized. The record is from RefSeq and is a predicted model, not a curated record. Bases 1 to 1104 code for a protein of 367 amino acids. The transcript has 4 exons. Lineage: Eukaryota; Fungi; Ascomycota; Eurotiomycetes; Eurotiales; Aspergillaceae.